Molecule: messenger RNA, 27453 nt
Organism: Parus major (Great Tit)
Lineage: Eukaryota; Metazoa; Chordata; Aves; Passeriformes; Paridae
Gene: IRS2
Product: insulin receptor substrate 2
Exons: 2
Coding region: 411-3941 (1176 amino acids)
Biological process (GO): insulin receptor signaling pathway
Cellular component (GO): cytosol; plasma membrane
Molecular function (GO): phosphatidylinositol 3-kinase binding; insulin receptor binding
Source: RefSeq, a predicted model, not a curated record
CUCGGUGAGGCGGCGGUCACGUGUUGUUUUGCUCUUUAGUUGGGGCACUCGGUGCGCGAUGUGUUACUUACGGCGAAACUCCCGCCGGCGCCGGCAGCAGCAGCGGCAGCAGCAGCGGUCGGGGAGCUUUAGCGGCGUCGCCGGUGCUCAAGCCGGGGAGGACGCCGGGCGGCCGCCGGCAGCACCCGCUGCCUAGAGGUGACAGCGGAGGAUCCCGCUGCGGCUCCGGGCACCGCGCUCUUCUACGAAGGAAUAACUUUAUUUUACCUGCUUCCCUCUAUCCUUUUUUUUUUUUUUUUUUUUUUUUUUUUUUUUUUUUUUUCUCCCCGCGGCGCUCGGGCUCCGGAUCCGCUCAGCGUCGGCGACAGCAGCGAGAGGAGCCGGGCGGCGCUCCCGCCGCGGGGCUGGGGAUGGCGAGCCCCGCUGUGCUGGGGCUGCUGCCCCCCCUGAGCUCCCCGCCCGGCCCCAACCUGAACAACAACAAUAACAACAACCAGGGCGUCAGGAAGUGCGGGUACCUGCGCAAGCAGAAGCACGGCCACAAGCGCUUCUUCGUGCUGCGCGGCCCGGGCGGCGGCGGGGAGGAGGCGGGGGGCGCCCGGCUGGAGUACUACGAGAGCGAGAAGAAAUGGAGGAACAAGUCCGGGGCGCCCAAGCGGGUGAUCGCCCUGGACUCCUGCCUCAACAUCAACAAGCGGGCGGACGCCAAGCACAAGUACCUCAUCGCCCUCUACACCAAGGACGAGUACUUCGCUGUGGCUGCCGAGAACGAGCAGGAGCAGGAGGGCUGGUACAGGGCUCUCACCGACCUGCUCAACGAGGGCAAGGCGGCCUGCCAAGGGUCCCCCUACCGCCACCUCGCCUCCCCCUUCUCCGCCUCCUGCGGCGCGGCCGCCGCCUCCCUGGCCGCCGCCGGCGAAGACCUUAACUACGGGCUGAUCACGCCCGCCACCGCUGCCUACCGAGAGGUCUGGCAGGUGACGCUGAAGCCCAAGGGCUUGGGGCAGAGUAAAAACCUCACCGGAGUCCACCGGCUCUGCCUCUCGGCCCGCACCAUUGGGUUCGUGCGCCUCAAUUGCGAGCUGCCCUCUGUCACGCUGCAGCUGAUGAACAUCCGCCGCUGCGGCCACUCCGACAGCUUCUUCUUCAUCGAGGUGGGGCGCUCGGCCGCCACCGGUCCCGGCGAGCUCUGGAUGCAAGCGGACGACUCGGUGGUGGCCCAGAACAUCCACGAGACCAUCCUGGAGGCCAUGAAGGCGCUGAAGGAGCUGUCCGAGUUCCGGCCCCGCAGCAAGAGCCAGUCCUCUUCCUCCUCUUCCUCCGGCGGGGCCGGCGGGCCCGGCGGCAGCGGCGCCUCCGCCACCCACCCCAUCACCGUGCCCGGUCGCCGGCACCACCACCUGGUCAACCUGCCUCCCAGCCAGACCGGCCUCCUCCGCCGUUCCCGCACCGACAGCCUCGCCGCCGGCGCCGGCACCAAGUGCACGCCGUGCCGGGUGAGAACGGCCAGCGAGGGCGACGGCUGCCGGGUGGGCUCUGCGGCCGGCAGCCCCAUGAGCCCGGGCCCCGUGCGGACCCCCUUGAGCCGCUCGCACACGCUCAGCGGCGGCGGGGGGCGGCAGGCGGGGAAGCUGCUCCCGGUUCUGGCCGGCGGUGGCGGGCUGCAGAGCAGCCGUUCCAUGUCCAUGCCCGCCUCCCACUCGCCCCCCUCCGCCACCAGCCCCAUCAGCCUCUCCUCCAGUAGCGGCCUCGGCUCCGAGACUGCCCAUCCGCAUCACCCGCAGCGCCCGUCCAGCGGCAGCGCCUCCGUGUCCGGCUCCCCCAGCGACGCCGGCUUUAUGUCCUUCGAUGAGUACGGCUCCAGCCCAGGCGGCGACCUCCGGCCCUUCUCCUCCUCCUCCACUGCCAGCAAUCGCAGCAACACCCCCGAGUCGGUGGCCGAGACUCCCCCGGUGCGGGACCCGGGGGGCGGCACCGACCUCUACGGCUACAUGGCGAUGGAGCGGCCUCCGAGUGGCCGCCUCUGCUACCGGCCCUGUCCCGACGCUGCCAGCGACAGGUGCCAUCGGAAGCGGACCUACUCCCUGACCACGCCGUGCCGGCAGCGACCCGCCGCGCCGCAGGUUUCCUCCGCCUCCCUUGACGAGUACACGCUGAUGCGCGCCACUUUCGCCGGCAGCGCCGGCCGCCUCUUCCCCUCCUGCCAAGCCGGGGCUUCCCCCAAAGUGACCUACACCCCCUACCCCGAGGACUACGGGGACAUCGAGAUCGGUUCUCACCGCAGCUCCGGCAGCAGCAGCACCAAUCUGGGCCCGCCGGCAGUGGGGGGAGGAGGGGGAGAUGAUGACGGCUACAUGCCCAUGACCCCCGGUGUGGCCGCAUCCUUAGGGCAGGGAAGCCGGGGCAGCGAUGAUUACAUGCCCAUGAGCCCCACCAGCGUGUCUGCCCCCAAGCAGAUCCUGCAGCCUCGGGCAGGGGUGGGUAGUGGGUCCCCGGGGAACGGGAGCAGCUACAAGACCAGCUCGCCUGGGGAGAGCUCCCCUGACGAUAGCGGGUACAUGCGGAUGUGGUGCGGCUCCAAGCUGUCAGUGGAGAGCUCAGAUGGAAGGCUGAGUAACGGCGACUAUAUCAAUAUGUCCCCUCGAGACCCCCAGAACGGGCCCCACGCUCCCUCCCUCACCCCCCCAGACUUCUUUUUUGCCCCUUCAGGGCACGGGUCCAGUGAGCCCACAAAGCCCAGCUGCUAUUCAUACAGCUCCUUACCCCGCUCCUACAAGAGCCAGGGCUUGGCAAAGGACAGUGACCAGUAUGUGUUCAUGAACUCCCCGGGGAGGAUGAUCCCGGAGGAGGCGGUGUGUGGAGCGAGCCAGCUGCCUGCAGGCACCUUCGCCCCCUCCAGCCACACGGUGCCUUCGCCCCUGCGGCACAGCCGGACCGAGAGCUUCCUUAGCCAGCGGUGCCAGCGGGUGGCCCGGCCCAGCCGCCUUUCUUUGGAGACCUUGCGGACGAUGCUGCCCAGCAUGAACGAGCACCCUCUGCCGCCUGAGCCCAAGAGCCCUGGUGAAUACAUCAACAUUGACUUUGGGGAUGCUGCUGUGUAUUCUCCGCCCUCGCUGCCUGCUGACAGCCCAGCCUCCUCCCUGGGCUCAGGCACGGGGCAGAGGCGCUCCCCUCUCUCCGACUACAUGAACAUUGACUUCGGGUCACAGUCACCCUCCCAGUCGGGCACGGUCUCAGUGGGCUCCUUGGAAGCUCUCUCUCCGGGUUCUUCCUCCAGCACCAGCCAGCCCAAUGGGUGCUACCUGAAGGCGGCUGUGGGGGUUGCUUGUUCGUCCAGCCCAUCGGAUGGCGGUGAUUACACCGAGAUGACCUUUGGCAUGCCCACUACCCCACCUCAACCCAUCGUUCAGAAACCAGAAAGUGCCCGGGUCACCAGCCCCACAUCUGGCUUGAAGAGGCUCACCCUUUCUGGGGUGGAGGCUUUCAUUCUCUCCAGCCCUCCCCCAGACCCGAAUCGGGGGGCCAAAGUAAUCCGGGCAGAUCCCCAGGGGCGGAGGAGGCACAGCUCAGAAACUUUCUCCUCCACCACCACUGUGACCCCAGUGUCCCCCUCCUUCGCACACAACCCCAAACGACACAACUCGGCCUCGGUGGAGAACGUGUCCCUCAGGAAAAGCGAAGGCCUGGAGGAGGAGCAGGGUAGCAGUCCCAUGUGCCGGGAGACCUCGGCUGGCUUCCAGAAUGGCCUCAACUACAUCGCCAUUGAUGUAGUGGAUGGGUCCCUGGCAAACUGUGACAAAUCCAGGUUGAAAGCUAGGCACCUCCUGAAUGGGGGCAUCAAUGGAGUAGAGAUGAGCACCUAUGCCAGCAUAGACUUCCUGUCUCACAACCUGAAAGAAGCCAGUGCUGUGAAAGGAGGUACAGGAAGAUGGAAAAGAUGAGAGAUCCACCGUUUGCAGAGCAAGCUUUGAACCUAAUUAAGACGAGAGGAUUGUUGAAUGCAAUGUCAGAGUUUGAAAAGACGAAGGCUUAUUCUGAAUGACUGGAAGGGUUGAGGGCCGAGCCUUAUUUGUCUCUUGCUUUUAGUUUUGCUGGGGUCGCUUUCAGGAUCCUUGUGGCUUGCCCGAGCCCGGUGCGGAUGCUGCAGCCCCCGCUCUCCUUGCCCGGCCUUGGGGUGGCGGUCCUGGGCGCCAGCAGACGAUCACGCCCCUUUGCUUUGCAAACGGAUUUUUCGCAGAAACGAGGAGCUUGUCUUGAGCCACCUCCAGCCUCAAUUACAAAUGAAGCCCGGUGUUGGGAAAGAGCUAUUUCCACAGCAUUCCCCAAACUGCUGACCCUGGGCUGGGAAAGGCGGGGGUGGGGGAGGGGUUACCGGGAAAACCCGGCACGGAGCGCGGCAGGCGGCACGCGGGAAUGGGAGCGGUCAGAUAAGGAGAGGGAAGCGAGCGCUGUCCUUCCCAUCCUGUAAACAAAAGGAUAACGCGGAGAACGCAGCCGUGUUGGUGUUACAGCCUUACAGCGGAGAGGGCUCAGCGCUGCUGCUGCGUGUGUUUGUCCAAGGACGGUUAUAGGCUUGCCUUAUUUUAAUAUUUAAUCUGCAUGUGUGUUUGUUUUUCCUCUUUCCUGUAAGCUUCUAAACGCAGAUCACAUGGAGGAAUGGUGCGGGGAGGCUCGUUGGGAUUGACCCUAUCUGUAGGAGGUGGGCUGUCUUCUCCAGCACCUCGCUUCCCUGAGAAGGGUGCCAGCCUGUAGGGUGCACUCAGAGGUACGGGAUGCAGGGAUGGAUGGAUGGAUGGAUGGAACCAGAGUAAGGCCAAGGUAGUAAGGAAGAACCUCACGCCACCAGCAUCCUCAGCCAACAGUGGGUUGGGUACCAAAAAUGGGGUGGGCAUCAGGUUAAUUGCACUUGUGGCCUCCCAACUGGGAAAGUCGCAGCAUGGGGAAGGCAAAAUACAUCAUAAAGGACUUAGUUGGUGUAAGUUUAAUCAAAUAAUAAACUUCUGCAAAUUUCCUAGUUUCCCUUCUGGUUUUCAUUGGAUUUCACACUGAACUUUGUUUAUGGAAGGUCUUCUGCCACUACUUGAAAAGGUCACCUAAAAGUUUGGUAAUGUAUUUGAGUUUCAAACAUGGUGAUUUGGGACACUACUAAGAAUUUAAUAUUUUACUGAGAAACAUAAUCUGUUUAAAGAAAACUGUAUUUUGCUCAUAGACAAGAUUAUUUCAACAGUAGUAAUUUUUGUAGGUUUGAGAAAGGCUAAUUCUGUAAAAAUUACUGAUUUGCACAAGGGAGAGAUUAUAUAAUCAGCCUUGUGUGUUUAGUUCACACUUCUUUCAAACUUUGUUUUUAACUACAUUAGAAAAGUGAGAACUUUUACUUCAAGAGUGGUUUCUAGUAAUUCUAAAAUGAUGGAGAACCCACUUUUGUUUAAUAUUUAGAACAGGAGACUCUGAAAUACAGAGUAUACAAACAAGCUCCUUGUAAUUACCUUCUCAGAAAAUUAAUAUUUUGAUUAGUGCAAAAUACAUGUAAAAAAUCAGUUUGAGUUCUUCCUUAAAGUCUAUAGCAGCAGUUUUCAUGUGGCUAAAUGUUUUAGGGGAAAUUAUUUAUAUAAUUUAAAGGUGGCUGGAUUUCACAUGUAGUGUGUUUCUCUGCUGUCAGUAACUUGCCUCUGCUUUAGGGAGUGCUUUGCUUUUGGAAAUCUCUGCCCAUAUUAUCCUGUCAUGGCAAGAGCAAGGAGUGCAUCCACAGCUGCUGUCGAAACAGAACAGUUAAAAGGUUGCUUGAAAUUAUUGCUUCAUUUAGUUUUACUGUGUUUUAAAAGUGUGCAGAUAUUUAGGAGUUGGGGAAACAAUUGCCUUCAUCUGAUAUGUAAAUAAAAUAAUACUGUUAUUGGUGGGUUAAAAUGUGUUGCUUGCUAAUAACAAGCCUUUGUUCUUAAAUUAUGACCGCUUUUUUGCUUAGAAACAUAUGGACUGUGUAUGGAUUUCAUUAUUUAUGGAGAUGUUUGCACUCAUUUUUCUCAUAAAGUGUGUAUUAUUUAUUCCAGUAUAUUUAUGACAGAUUACACACAACAAUGAUAUGACUUUUUAUGGUGGACCAUAGUUCUGAAGUCAAAGUUGAAGUCAAAUAGAAAUUUUGUUUAUGUCUCAAUGGAGUUAAGAUUUUACCCUUUGUGUGCAGUCCUGGAUUUAUUAAUUAAGAUUACCAUUAAAUUUACUGGGUGUAUAAUAGGGAAUUUUCCUUAAUCUAAAUCACCAGAUUGGGUUAUCUUUAAUUUUUUGUUUUCUUUUCCAUUCACAGAGUGCUCUGUAGUCCUAACUUGUAACUGUUUCUAGUAGUUGGUCUACUGGUUUUCUAAAAUUGAACAGAUGCUAUGUGUAAUAAUGCAAAAAACCUUGAGGGUUCUUUCCCUCCUGUGUCAGUUUCUUUUGCCUUGAUUUGUUUGGAGAAGCCAUCAGCUGUAAUGCAUCUACUUAAAAUCAUAAUAAGGUGAUUUUUUGGUGAUAGUGAUCCACCCCUUGCACUCUCCUUGUCAAUUAGCUUUUAGUUUUGUGAGGGUUUUAUGUUUGCACCUAAACAAUAAAAAAGCCUGUUUUAAGAAAUCUCUUCCUCUGUCUUUCUAAUGGCAUUUUAGAUUGUGGAAGACAUAAACUUUGUUUCCUUUUGCUUUGGGAUUACUUUACACAAUGAGUGAUAUUAUUAGGUUUUUUUUUUUACCUCCUCUUCAUAUGCCAACUGCCAAAAAGUUUUGGUUCUCAGAGCAGCAUGAGAAUGUUUGUCUCUUUAACAAAAUUAGUGCUCAUUUUAAAAUGACUUCUUUAAAGUAUUAAAAGAACUGUAUGCCAUGUUAGAAAUCUAUGCACUUUUAAAGUCUUUUUUGAAUAAAUCCAUUGUAGUAGUUUAUAUUACUGUUAAAUUCUGUAAGAACAUCAAACUAACAGCAGAAAGAACUGAGCUACUUUUAAUAACUUAUAUAGCUUGAGUUUUUAACUUGCACUUAGAAUUAAAAAUUUGAGGUUUUCUUUAGACCUCUCAAAAAUCAUUUACUAUCUUCAGAUGGCACUUUGCAGGUGACCUAACAAAAAUGGUUAUAUCUGAACCUAGCAGUGCCACUAAUGAAACACAAAAUAUAAACUGAAAUUAUCUGAAAUUAUUAACUAGGGUUAAAUGAAGCUUUUAAUUCCUUAAUUUUUGUUGAUUGUAUGGGUGUCAGCUUGUUACAAGCAGAUAGACUAUCGUGACAUCUAUUAGACUUUUUUUUGCUUUAGAUGAUGUUUAGCUAUACUGCUCAUAGAAAGAAUGCCAUGGUUACUUGGAGUCAUUUAAGAUAAAUUGUUAUAGACCAGAUUGAAUGGUGGGCUUGUUCUAAAAUGAACCAGUACAGUCAUUGCUCAAGGCAGAGGAAAUGCUUAGGUUGAUUAUUGCUUCUGAUUACUUGAUUUCUUUCAAGAUAGCUACAUAGACUGACGUUUGUUUGCAAGUAAGAAGAAGAAAGGAGUGUUUGAACAGGAAGAGUAUUAGGGCAUGUUUUAUAUGGUGGGGUUGGUUUGUCUUUUUUUUUUUGUCUGUUUGUUUUUUUGAAAGGAGAGACUAGCGUGGGUUUCUUAACACUUGAUUUGCUCUUAUUUCUAAAAUAGUGUUAAUUACACUGGAAUGCUGAAGUGGUUUAUAAGCUAAAACACAGCAAGCAUCCACUGAAAAAUUUAGCCAGUUACUGUAUGAAAACUAACUUCCCUACCUAUUCAGCAGUUAAAUGGCAGCAUAAUUACAUCCAGGUAUUUUCUGUCUAUAAGUUUUUCUCUGAAAGCACCAUUAAUAUAUUUCUUGUUAAAGUAAUAAACAUCUAAAAAAAAAGUUUAUAUCCGUGGUUUUUUUUUUCUUCUGAAUUUGUUGAAAUAUAGUAUACUUUUUAUACUGGUUGUCCAUAUGUUUUUUUUUUUCUUUUUGUCUGUGUUCAUUGUGUUAGUCAUGAUGUAGCAAAUUUUGUGGAAGUUUUAACAUUAAGUUGAUGCGCUAUGUGUAAUAGCAAUUUAAAGUGUAUAUAUGUGUAAUUAUGAGGGUUUCACAACUCUCUGGGUUUUUUUGUAGCUUCUUACAAUAUUUGCUUAGAAGUGAUCUGUGUAUGCAUGGAAAUUAGUAUUAUCCCUUGAUUUUUUAUAUACUUGAGAUGGUGUAGUGACCUCCAAAGUUCAGAUGUGUUUUCUUUGUGUCUGUUGUCUGGCAUGUAGUUAUUUUUAAAGUUUUGUGCGUAUGUGUGUAGGGGGUCAAGAGUGGCAGCUUUGAAAAGCCAAGUUCAGCUCAAUAGUCCCCUUAUUGUCGUUUGGUGAAAAUGCUGGCUCUCCUGCAGCUGAGUUCUCAAAGGAAAAUUUGUUUGUUUGUUUUGUUGUUUUGGUUUUUUGUUUUUUCACACUUCUGUUUAUGUCAACUGCCUUUAGCUAUCUAGCAUGUGGGCUUCUUGGAUUAGUCAGUCUGCCAGGGCUCUAGAGAACCAGCAGCAGCAAACAGAACCAGCAAAGGUGGCUGCUCCCAUUGUCUUUUAAAUGCCAGCUAUAAAGUAGAAUGCAUUUUACCCUGCAUCUCUGUCAGCUUUGGAGGAAGCCAGGAUUACUGGUUUGGAUUAUAUUUGCAGUUUCCACACUAAUACAGGGAGAAUGAAUCCCUCAGUUGCAGAGCUGUGUUUGUAGCUAGCGCAAGCUUUUAAGUCUUGGAAAUUACAAGCUUGAUGCAAACCACAGAAAAAUCAAUGCAAAGAUUGCUUACAUCUUUACAGAGGGUCACCUAAAAGUAUUUCUUGGUGUUUUAAAGUGCUAACAUGUCUAGUAACAUUUGAAGCUGGCUCAGAGACAGCAGUAGUUCAUAAUCUCUGUGUAGUCAGUUAAACAGUAAUGAGUAACUUUCCUGAAGAAUAGCUAAGUGCCUACUUAUUUCCAUGGAGUUAAGCUAUUGCUUGGUAGCUCAGGUGACAAAUUCGAUACUAAACUGGGACUGUUAAGGAAAGAUUUUCAAUUUGAUCAUGAGAAAUCCCUUUAGAAAUUAAUUUAAAAGACCAAGGACAAUAUUUGGAGUUCUGUUAUUAUUUUUGCUUUAAAAAAUACUUCAAAACAUUUAUCAAUUUUUGACCACCCCAAAUAUAUAGCUGUAUCAAAAAUAGUAAUUUUAAAAAAAAUCAAGUUCUUGCUCACAGGGUAAAUAUACUCUGGAAAGAAGCUUGUUACAAGUGAACAGUGGGGAGAUACUUUCCAAAAGAAACGUCUUUGAUGCUAGGGUGUUUUUUGUUGUUUUUUUUUUUUUUUGUUUUCAAUUCUAGAAUUGUCCAUCUCAGUUAAAUAAAAGUUACUUCAGAGUGUGUUCUUUGUCUCAGUAUAUCAAUCACAAAAAUAGUUUGGAAAAAGCAACCCGAGUCACAAGCCUAAGUCCCCACCUCUGAUGGUGACAUCUACACUGCAGAAGAGUAAUGUAAUAGCUUUAUUGCAUAGAUUAGGAAUGAUUCAGUGCUUUGUUUACAUUAUUUGUCAAUCUCUUCAGCAUCCUAGAGGAGAACACUUCCUUCCUGGCAGAUGGCAGCCCCAGGGCCAUGCACCUGCCAUUACAAGCACUACACAGUAGUAAUCUACCCCAGCAUUGCUGUUGACAAGAGGCUAAUGAUUGGAGACUGUCUGCCUGACAGCCUAAACAAAAUAGGAACAUAUUUGUCCUUCAGCGAGGGUCUGAGAGAUCUUAGGUAGGACAGUCAGAGUAGUCUGCUGAAAAAUCAUAAUGGGACUUAGUUCAGACCUCUUUGGUAGUGUUUGUAGUAUGAGCCACUUGUAAGAUAAUGAUGCUUCAAAAAGCAAAGGGCGUCUCAAAGAAGGGAUUUUCUGUUUCCCUGGCAGAAGGAUAGCUGUAUUAAUAGCUCAGUGUUGAUGGGAGGAAGGCUCGCGUGACUGCGCUGGCUGUGCCGCUGUUCUCUGCGGCCGCCUGCCCUCGCUGGGAGCAGCGGGUCAGAUGCACUUGCGCUGGCAAAUGGGGCCUUGAGCGCUGUUAGAAAGUCAGAAUGCCUCUUUAAUUGUUUGAGUGGUGUGUUUGGUGUUUGCAUAAUGCAUUCCCGUUUCAAUAAUUUGAUUUGUAAUUUUGUGUUUUCAUUAUGACAUUGGACCACAGUCUCUUAUUUUUUGUUCAUUUCUCUUACGCGUAUGUGUGCAUUUGCUUUUCUUCUUUGAAAUUAGUGUGGGCGAUGUUUCUAGGGGACACUACCCAAGGCAAGGGUAUCUUUGAACUAGGCCAGGAUGUUCUUUGCUAAAUUUAAAAACUACCCAAAUAUUACCCAGAGUUUGUAGGGUAUUAAGCAGGAUUACAUGACGCACGGAUUAGACAUUGUUGAGCAGCUUGUUUUUGUUUGAAGGGGUCAGAAAUUGAGGCACUGGGGCUCUAGUGUGAUGCCAAAAUAGCAAACUUGCUGAUAAUCACAAACAGCAGAAGUUUCUUAGAAACAGUAGAGCACUUCACAGAAUUUUCCAAUUUAUUUCCAAGUGAUGCUUUAGUAAAAUUUGUUUGAUACGUGCUGUGAUGAUGAAUGUAAGAUGAAAAACUCACUGCUCUGUUGAGUUUCAAUUUCCAAGUCUGUUUAACAGGUACUUUAAAGUAGACUAAGAGCACCACUGUAAAUGCAACUCGAGGCAGAGGACUUUGAUUCUCUUCAGUCAAAGACAAAUCAAUAAAUCAUUCCAGUAACAGUGGGAAAAUCAUGUCAAUGAAACAAGAUCUAAGCUGGUUUAGAUUUGUCUCUUACAUUGUGUCCUCUAAGGCAGUACAGUAUUUUAAAAAGUGUUUAUGACAGUCACAAUGUCUACCUCAUUAAAUUGAGUGGCAUUGUCAGGGUAAGGUAGAGAAUCAGAAUUAUGAAGACAUUUUUUCUGUUUUGGGUUAGGUUGGUUUGUUGGUAUUUCUUUUUUUUAUUGUUUGUGAUUUUUUUUUUGUUUGUUGAUUUGGUUUUGCUUUGAAUCUAGGCUUUUUCCCACUAGAAAUCACAAUAUUGAUAGAACAAGACAACAACAGUCUUUUGGGGCCAGGUUAGGCUUAACUCUUAUGUAGAAAGUGGAAGAAGGUGUUGAAUAAUUGCUUAAGAGCAAGAAAACAAAAAUGUUCUUGCUUUAGUUUGCCUUUACUGAUGGAGAUGAUUUAGGCUAUGGAAACUUGUAAUAACUGGCAAUGUAACAUUUUAGCAUUAUUUAAAAGAAUAAGAGUAGAAUUGACAAAUGGAUGCAAAACUUUUACAGCACCAAAUUGACUGCUUCAGAUACUCUGGUCUCUCUCAUGCUUGAAUUAACCAAAUUGACUGCUUCAGAUACUCUGGUCUCUCUCAUGCUUGAAUUACUGAGAAAUUAUGGAGUAAAUUUCUUAUGAAGUCUUUUUACUCAUUCCUCUGGUAGUGAUUUUUUAAAAAAGCUCCAGUGAGUUGUUUUUAGUUUACUUCAAAAGGUGAAUGAAAAUCAGGUGAUGUGUCUAAUCAAAAUUUUCACUUAUACCUAAAAAGACUUCUUGCGAUGGAAUAAUGAGAUUUGGAACUGGAAGGAGGAGGUAAAGUUCUUCUGAAAGUCAGUUGCACUCAGUUGUGUUGUAACAUCAUUUAUUUUUACAUCAUAAACAUUUGGUAAAGUUUAUAGGAGAGUGGACUUGCAUCUUUUACAACAGCUUUCAUUCCUGAGAAAUUAGUUCUGCCAAAAUUAAUGAAAUAUAACUAUAAUAUUACUUUAACAUAACAAAAAGUUACACUUUCAUUGUAACAAUCCUAUACAGAAAUAGUCAAGAUUUGUUGUGGUGUUUUCUGUGAAAAUUGUUUGUGAACUAUGAAAAGUUACUUAGUUUAAAAUUACUUUCAAUUGGUUAGUUUUAGUCUGGCAUAAAAUGUCAAACAUUUAUGCUUGGAGUCAGUCUUGUGUAACAAGACAAAGUUACAUAACUUUCUGAAUGUUGAAGUUACAGAAUUAGUGCUCAUGACUUCAUCAAUAGUUAUAGAAAAUUAACUAUGUGGAGGAACAUUAGAAAAAUAUAUAUAUAAUAUAUCUAUAUCUGACCCUGAUGCACAGAAUACUUGAAAGAAUUGGCCAUAAACUUUAAACUGUUAGUACUUACUGUUUUAAAAUCCAAAUAGUCUAGCAGUUGCUGUCACAAAUACCAGGGAGAUUCUUAAUAUGCUCUGAGUGCUAAGAUAAUAUUGCUUUCUUUUGGAUAUCUAUAGAAAGGUGACUUCUUAUUCAGUUCUGGUUUAAUCUUCAAAUGUCAAAUGAAAAUUCAGUAAAAAUGAGCUUUUAACUUUAAUCUUGAUUGAUGUAUUUUCAUAGCAAUGGUAGAUUGUGUGGAUUCUAAAUAAAUAUAUAAAUUGAUGAUACUUGGAUGUUGAAUGUAUAUCUGCUAUUAAAAAAAAAAAAUCAGAAUGUGAUAGUAGUGAAAUAUUGAUUUUUAGGAGAAGUCAGAUUCAGCCCUCAGGAAGGCAAUUGAUGGACGUUUAUUUUAGUACCUGUACACUUGACUGUGUGAGGAAGUUGAAGCAACAGCUUAGAUCUUGGAGCUUGAGUGAGCACCAUGGAACUGGUGUGCAUCUCUGGAAUGCAGAGAGCAGGACCGUGCUGUGAAUGAGCUGUGGAGAAUGUUUGGAUGCCAGGCUGCUGUUUGAUGGAGCUGUUGUGAGGGGUCAUUUAGAGAAUCUUCUGAGUCUGAAAUUAUUCCUUAAAUCUUGGGUCUGCUUCAUCAGUCACAAACAUGGCAGGCUUUAAUUGCCAUACUGGCCAUGUGCAUGCUAUGUUGUCACAUUAAGAGAAAAUGCUGCAAUAUUUUCUAUUCCUCUCACUCCUCAGUAGAUGUUAUAAUUUUUCUGUGUUCUCAUAAUUGGCUGUUGUCACUUUUACAGGGUGACAACAUUUCAACCAUACUUUUUUAAAAGCACAUACUGAGGGUUAUUUCCAUGAUACUUUGUGUCAUGUAGAUUUGGGCUGGUAUUCCACUUACUUUGCUUAACUAUUCUACUCUACUUUGCUAAAAAAGGGUAUUGAUUUAGUGCAGUUUAUGCUGUAUGCUUAAUAAAGCAUAGGAAGAACAGAAUUAAGGGUUUAUAAUAAAAAAAAAAAAAAAGAAGAGGUGCUGGGACUUCAGAAUAUAUUCAUAGGAAAUAGUGAGUUAUUUUGAGAAGUGAUGCACAGGAGACAUCUUUAACUCUCUGCCUCUACUGGAAUGAAGUGUGUGCAUCCUGUCUUUAGUUGGGUGUCUUAACCCCUUUAUCAGGCACUCAUUUUUGCCUGCCUUCUUGAGGGGUUUUCCAAUUUGUUUUCUGUGGGUUACCUGAGCAGCUGACACUUCACUCUACUCUGAAGACAAAGUUCUAUUAAGUUCUGCUGAAGAACAAAAGAAGUUUUUUAUUGAAUCUGUAUGUUAAUUUUUUUCAAUCUUCAUUUUAUUUUUUACCAUGUAAACCAACUGUUUUAUUGGGCUGUUAAGUGGCUUUAUCUUAUUCAUUAGUAUAGCUGCGUUGUGUUUGUGUAUACUUGACUAAGAUCUUAAUUUUGCUUCUGUAGUUAAACAUUUUGGUAUGUCUCAAAAUAUAUUAACUCAUUAUUUACAUCAGAUACACAUUAUUUUCUUACUCGAUGUAAGAAUUAGCUUUGUUUGUGCUUAAUACAUAAAAGCCUGUUGUCUCAUAUUUGAUAAUUGUAAAUCAAUUCAGGAGCAAGAGGAACUUGUGUGAAUUCUGUAAUUUAUUUUAGGAAAAAUGUUGAAAAUAAGUGGUAUGGGAUAUAGUAUACAGUGGCUAUGACUGUAGUGGUUGGAAUGAGCAGCCUUACUGUCUGUCUUUUAAGUUUGAAAUUCUGAUUCUUCAUUGAAUCACGUGCUGCUGGAGGUUUUUUCCUAGUAGGUGUAUUUUUCUUGGUGUAUAUGGUGAAAAUAUUCUUCAACUUCCCUGUUUCUGGAAUGUGGUAACUUUUAAUUUGGCAGAGAUUUCCAAGAUUUUUUUGUAGCAGUGGUGAGAUAUUAAUAGGGAAGCUCAGAACCAUUUCUCCUCUCUGUCGUGGAUUGUCUCAGGUCCUUUUUUUUGGCCAUUUGUAACCACAUAAUGUCUUUCUGGAAUAGUAAUAAUUAAUUGCUUCAAUUAAUUUUUCAAGGUAUUUUAGCUAAAAAUAGCUACUGGAGAUAAGGACCUCUAAUGCAGUCCACAGACUAUUUUGUACUGUAAUUUGAAAAGCUUUGAUACAGAGAAACCAGUCACUUACAGCCUGCUCAUUAUGGGUUUAUUUCAUAUGUCUUUUGUGGGCAUGGUUCCAUGAUUUUGUCCAAAGCUUAUUCCUGCUCUAUAGGAAUGUGUAUCUGUCAUCUCUUGUCUCAAAUAUAGAUUGAAUCUGAAUUUAUUUUUUUUUUUGGUGAUGAUUACUGGAGAGGCUGAGGUAUCAAAAGGAAAGACACUCAAAAUUGCUGUAUCUUUUAUUAGUGCCUCAAGUUGCUUGAUUUUUUCCAAUUUGUAAACAAGCGUCUUGUGUUUGCUGUAGAAAUGUUUUGGUAGGAUUGUUUAGCCCCGACGGGAUGGGAUUAUUUGCAAGCUGAGGGAGGAUAUUCCAGAGGAGGCAAUUUAUCUGUGCUUUUCUUAAUAGGUUUUGUGAAAUUCAGCUGUGCUGGGAUCCUGUUUUGGUCUGAUGGACAUGACUCUAAUUAAAAGAGAGAGGCUGUAGGUUAACCACAGGACAUGGGAAUCUUAAGGGACCUUCAAGUAUGUGUCAUGUGUGAAGCUGCUUAGUGUCCUCUGUGUUGCAGAUUGCAACUCAAGUGUCUCCAGCAUAUCCUAAGGGUCUGUGUUCCUGGUUUAGAUUUCUAGGUAUGUGGUGAUUCUUUUUCACCUAGCCAGUGCUGUUGUACUUUAUGCAGAACUGUAGUAAUAACUGUGUAAUCCCUACAUUUGCACCUUAGGAGCCUACCAAAAGACUCCUCUUCAAAGAAGGAUCUGUCUUCUGUAAGUAGUCAUUAAAAGGAUACAGGGGCCUUUUAAAUAUUGAAGAUGCUAGUCAAAGCCAGACUUGGAGAUGGCACAAAACCACCUCCCUUGACUAUAGGGGCAGCCUAUAUGCUUGGCAUAAAUAGAACAUCUAACUUCCAGAAAUCUGCAGCUUGUGAGAUCAGCUUUGCUGUGCAGAGUCUUAUUUUAUGCAGAAGGACUUGAAAUGAGACUGAUAUUUGUAUGUGGAUCAGCUGGCAUAGUUAUGUAUUCCUGCUUGACCUGGACUGUGCUUUAGUUAGUUGAUGAUAUAUUGUACUUGUUCAGUAAAUGUGAAAUUAAAAGGGAUUUGUGUUCUCUCUAGCUGUGCAGCUUCUGCACUGUUGUCUGAAAACUUUUCAAUAUAUUUCCUGGUCAAUCACAAUAUGUGACUUAUGCAACAGUAUCAGGGCCUUAGCACUUGCAGACAAACUUGGGCUUUAAAGGUGCAGAUGCCUUGGGGGAAGUACUGGUGUUCUGCAAAGCAUUUCUUCAUGGCAGUGCCUGCCAUCUUUCUGUUCUUCUAGAACAGCAUCAUAGCUUUAUAAAGUCUCAGCUACUGCAUUGUAUCCUACAGGAAUCCUACAGUUCCUUAAUAUGGUAUCUUGGGGUGUUCAUCAUACCUAGUUGAGAUGUCCUAAGUAGCUUUUAAAGAGUUGGAAUGCUGACAGUAGGAGAAAAUUCAUGCAGGUCUUGAUGUGUUGGAAAACCUCCCUGAAAUUUAGGGGAUUUCUCUGCUAAGCAUCUUGGGACUAAAGCCAAACUCUAAAGUAUUCCAUCUUAAGUGACAAAGGUGUGUUUUAUCUGUUUUAUAGAAGCAAUCCUGGCAACAUAAUACAAUUUCAGAAAAAGGAGAGUCAGUUCUGUAGUUGUGUGGUCAGACAUAUUGCUAUAAGUAAAAUGUAUUUCUAAAAAAUGCUGUAUUGGUACUGGUGAGCCUUUUUUAGAAAAUUAAAUGUAAUUGGUUGCUUAUAAAUAUAUUUGUUGGCAACAAAUAUGGGGAGCCAUAGAACAAAACAAAGACACUUGUGUAAGAGCACUUGGGAGAGGAGGAAAAAACUGGUGAAACAGUAGAGUACACCUCUGUUUCUGUAAAUAUUUACUGAGAACUCUUAUAAUUAUGGAAGAAAGUGCGUCUUGCACUAGUAAGAGGGAGCUAGUAAUGUUGAAAGUAAUUGACACUAAUUUUUUGGAUCUUUUUAAAGAAAUCCCUUUGAAGCUUUGAGAAAAGUGCUGUGAAAGCACAGUGUGCUCUGAGAGCAUAGUAUUUUUCAUACUUUAAUAGGUUGCACUUUUUUGGUUUUUUGCUUGUUUUUUCAUGAGGGAGGUAAUAUUUUCUACUGCACUCUCAUGGCUGAAAAAACAAAUGAAAUAAGUGCUGUUUUCUAAACUGAGAUCGAUUCCUUGUCUCACAGUCUUGGUCCUGAGGGUGGGUAAACUUGGUGCUUUGCAUUUAUCUUUAUGUUUCUUAAAAAAGCAAAGCUUUAGCAUCUGUUUGGUUUUGUAGAGCAAAUCAUUCUGGGCUUGCUUCACUUUCUUUGCAGUAAACUAUUAGAUGGGGAGGAUUCAGGGUGUAUCCAGUGGAGCUAGCAACAAUUGCAUUCAUUCAGUAUAAUCUGUCUUUCUUGCUUGAGAAAGAAAGUAAAAUAUGAGUAAGAAAGAGGACAUAAUUAUAUGCUUUCUGCUUUCACAAAUUACUUUAUGACCAGCAUCCAGUUUUGAAACUGGUGUUCUCAGAAGAUAAGUUUUAAGCACCUAAAUUAUUUUUCUGAACAGUUCACUAAGCUUUUUGCCUCUACUUUCCGACAGAGUAUUAGUUAGCCUCUGGGAGUGAUACGUAGAUGAUAUUUAUCAUGUCCAUGUAACAAAAAUACAUCUUUUCCUUUCAUGUCUUAAUACAAUACCAGCUUCUGUAUGCAAUAAAAUCUGUAUCAACUGCAGAAAGAAAUGCUAAUUCAUCUCUAGAUUAAAGUCAGAGUAAGAAGUUACAGAUCUCCCUGUUUGAAAAAUGCAACAUAAAAAUAUUUUUUAAUUUUUUCUAGCAUUUCUUAGCAAAGUAUGUGAUACAAAGGAGAAUAGAAGAAAAUUUUUGAAUAACAAAUCCACAAGUAUCAUUCUUUGAGACAUCAUUUUGGUUUGAGUACUGGGACUGUUGAAGGAAUAAUGAGAAAUGUCUGCUGGGGGAUUGGGUUAGAGUGGCUGUUUUUGAGGCAUCUUUGUGGUCUUCUGCAGAGUGAAAAGUAUUAAGGCUGAAAGAGAUGGAGGUGUUGAAAUCAAAAGGGAUGGGGCAUUCUGCUAAAUUUGUGAUUCUGGCUUUCAGAAAGUAUACACUGUGCCAAAGGCUGCUAGUCUACAAUACCAAGAAACUAAGAAGGGCUUGUCUCAUGGUCUUUAACAAGCUGGCUUAUCCUUAUAGAUAAAUCAUUUACAAGUAAAGAGAACUUUGGGCAGUAUCUCCAUUUGCAAAAUCCAUAUCUUGGAUUUUGUAUGCAGCUGCUUUUGACCCACUGUCAGAGAGAGGAAACUGAAUUAGGUAGCUAUAACCUGAUUAAGGACAGCACUUUAGUACUGUAUUGCUCACUUCACUAAAUGGUUUCAGGGAGUGGUGAUGUAUUUUCAUCAUGGAACAUGAUGAAACUUCUUGCUUAGCUUCAUCUUUUCCCCACUUCUCUGUUACUGACAGAUUCACAUUGACAAAGGUGAGAAAGCUGUAGGGAGAAGGUUGCCUUCCUGUGCAUGCCAGGUUGUUCCUCUCAUGCCUUCCCUGCUUCCUUUUUCUCUCACUUCUCUCCCUGUGUAUCUCUUGUGCAAGAUGAUGUACUUCUCUGGAUGUUUCUCCUAACCUGAAAGUCCAAAUUCUGCAAUAGCCAGGUAACAUUUAGUGUGUGACCAUCCAGUGUGUUUAGGUGGCAGGUGCAAUACUUUAGUGAAUGUAUGUCAUGCCAGUUGUUUUUUGUCUCCUUGGUAAGCUGUCUGAACAUCAGUUUACAAAACAGGAGGGUGGUGACUGUGAAAAUUGAGGAGAAACUUGUGUUUUAAAACAUGCUGCUCUCUGGAAGAUAAAUGUCUUCCUCUGGGAUGUCUUGUAAAUCUGAAGCCUCUUUUGAUACUAGAUGCCUAAGCCCAUUUGGCAGUGAUGGAGGCAGGGAUUAGUCUUUGAAAGAGUGCCUGGAUGUAGUGUUUCUGUUCUCCACAAUAUUUAUGAGACAAGAGUACUUACCCAGGACUGACCAGUGUCCAGCACCUUUCUGGCUGAAAAAAGAUCUCAAUCAUCUUUUCCCCCUCACCAGCUUAUGGCAUGUCUUAACCAUAUAUUGUUUCGUAGAGUUGUCUUGUUCUUUCUGACUGCAACUGUUUUCAUGGAAUACUUAGAUACCCACUGUAAAGGAAAGGGGACUGAAUUUGACUUCCCACAACGUACAUGAGUCUUUAUCCCUGUUUCUGUGAAUAUCAAAGUUUUUAAUGUAUUUCUUCAGUUUAACCAGUGGAAAAGAUUGUUUUUUAUCCCAAGUAGGAGAGGGAAAAAACAUACUUUUAAGCUCUUUGUGAACACUCUAAUGUUGUGUUUUCAGGCAUGUGUUUUCAGCCUAGUGGCUCAGGAGCAGUUCUUGAACUUAGGUGUUUGUCCAUUGUUACCUAGAAUGGCAGUCAAGCGCUCAUUUGUGGCUCUGAACCAGAAGUCCGGCUGUACUUUUUUCUUUUCCACCUCACUGUUACCUGCUGGAAAUAGGACAACUAACUUUGAUGGCAUUUCAUUUGGCAGUUGUGUGAGAAUAUCAAGCUCUGCUUCACAAGAGCUCUUCUUCCUUGUCAAAACUUAUUGACCUUGUUAAUGACUACUGAUAUAAAUUAGAAGAGGCUCAUAUGUGCCUUAGACAUCCCAGCUGACCAAACUUCCCUGCAAUUGUAAAGGUGUGUAAAAGGAUAUCAUCUCUGUUCCUAAAACGAAUACCAAAUUGUAUACUUCACAGAGUUUGAGAUCUUUCAGAACUCUUGUUCAUCAGAGCCCAAUAUAAAACAGGGCAGAAAAAUGGUUGCUUAAAAGUCACUGUUUCUUUCCCUCGACUCUAAGGAGUUGGAAUGGCUCGCUCCUCAUAAGGUGAGUAGGUCAGAAAUGCAGAGGUACACACAGGGUUUGGUAGAAUUUAGCUGAGUAUUGCCUAGUGUGUGGUUUUGGGGCAGGCAUGCUGAUUCAGUUGUUGUGUCUCUGGAGAUGGGGUUGGUAGGUAGCUCAGUGUGUUAGUCACUGAUCCCUUCCACCCUUACUCUUCAUCACUUGGAAGGUGAGCAUGUUGUUUUGCAAAAAUUCUGUCUCUUAAGAAACUUCGAGUCUCACUUUGUGUGCAAAGUGGUAUUGCUGGAGUUCCCACACUGCUGGCAGGCUCCACCUGGGAACAGCUGUGCUUUCUUUUUGCUGUAGUGAGCAGAGCUGUAAAUAAAUGCUAGCAGCCACACUGAGGCCAUGUGUGUGCUGUUGGGUCUUGAAUCUGCACUAGUAUGGGAAUAGUGUGAUGGUCAUAAGGUGGGAGGCAAUUUCACAUGUGUGACAAUGGUCAUCAACCAGGAGCAUGACUUCUUGUUCCAUGAUGGUUAAAUGCUGUGUGUGUUCUGUGCAGUGCCUCUGACUGUCUGACACAGACAAAUCUCUCCAGCGGCAAAUUUUCUAUGUAUCUUCCCCACCUGCUUCUGCCUAUGUGUUUCUGUCCUUUGUACAAACUCCCAGUGGAAGGGCAGAAGGACUAAACAUUUUUGUUUUCUAGCAUUUUGUUUACUCAGAGAAAGCUGCUUGAUUUCAUUUCAUGCAAUGCUUCUGAAUGGUUGUAUACCCAGCUUGCAAGAGAGAGGCUAAUUGAAAUGUUUCAGAGAGUACUAUGUUGAGGGGUUUCUGUCUAAUUUAUUUUAUCCUUAAGAAUGGGAUUAAAUGCCAUCUAUACAAAUUUGUUUAAUAGUACACAUUGGCUGUAGCUCUGAAAUUAAGAGAUAUAAUUGCAGCUGUAUUAAAUUAAUCCUGGGAAAAACAAGCAUGUCUGUUUUUUUAAUUUUAAAUUAGAAGUGCCUAUAUUUAUUAUAGUUGAUAUGGAAAAUGCAUUUCUGGACCAGCACUAUAAAUUCAUUAUAAUUACAUUUGUAAAUUUAAUCCUUUUAUUUUCCACAUAAUUACAUUUUAAUGUUUAGAUAUUAGUACUACAAAAUGUAUAAGAACCUUGACAAAAUUACACGAAACACAAAUGAUAUCAAAUUCUAAGUCAACUAAGCAUAGCCCACAUUCUCAUGUGUACUUCUACUACAGACUCAACUGCUUAAACUACAGCACAAGAUCAUAGGUAAAAUAAGUAUUUAUCAUGUAAAUGUAUCUCAUCAAAUGCAAAUAAUUUUGUUUCUUAGUACCUUUUGUUAAAAGUUAAUGCUCAUUAGAAAUUGUGGGGGAUUUGUUCAUGAUAGCAGAUGAACAUUGUAACCUCUUGACAGUAUGCUUGGGCAUAUAAACCCAAAAGGUAUUUGCAGGUACUGACAUGCAACAUCUUUUUCCAGAGAAUCUAGCAGGUUUUUUUCCCACUUUAAAAGUUAAUCUUUCACCUGGUUAUAUUAAUGCAGUUCAGAGUGACACUAUUCUAACCAUUUGACACAAGAGUUAAAAGUACUGUGAAGCUCAUUUUAAUAUAGAUUAGUGUGGAUGCAAAAUCCCUACUUCACCACACUAAAGAAAUUAAAUGAUUUUUUUUUAUCAUUAUUAUUUGUCAUGAAGAAUCUAUGCUGACCAGAUGCUUGCUUUUUUAAAUUCAUGAAACAAGAGGCAUAUCUGAACAACAUCAUGUAUUGUUUCUUAGUGGAAUAACAUAUCAUAAGAGCCUAGUUGCUUGGUGCAGGGUGUUUCCAAUUAUGAUCAACCAUGAAUUGUUUAAAAAAGAAAAAUCAUGUGGCUUUUUCAUUUCAUGGUUUAACUUGUUUUUCUCAUCAAAUGUGGAAACAUUUUAGUUGGGAUGGAUACUAUUUAUGAGCUUUGUAAACUUUUAGACCACACUACUUCAUGUUUUCCUGCAAAGUGUUGGUAAAGUAAAUGUCUUAAGCUGAUUGAAACCUAUUCCUCUGACAGUGUCUGUGCUCAGAUUUAUUUGGUAAGAGUAGUCCUGCUGAGUGGAGCAUAGGUUCUCUGGAAUUCCUUGUGGAAGGCAUAGCUCAGCACAUGAGUUAUUCUGUUAUCUUUAGCAAGGUUACCUAUGAUGUUCAGUAUUCAUUGUAUUGCUUAAUGAGAGUUGGAGCCAGGUCAGGAUUUGGUUCCUGACAUGUGCACUUCCCGUUAACAUCCUGGGCAGCAGUCAGGCUGCACCUGCAUUUGGAUGCUUGGCCAGCUUUGUGACCUUGUGACGCGUGUGCAUCCUGUGAUGCAGUAAGGAAGCCCUUGGUUCGGACUGCUCUGGUUGCUGUCAGUGCCUGCUCAGCAGGAGUUUAUCACCAUCAGGCCUGUGCUGUUCCUUCCCACCCCCAGCCCCACUCCCUGCUCCACUUGCUGGCAGACACAGACUGCUGUGGGUGCGGGGACAGUGCUGCCAAGGCUCUAACCUGUGUGGGUUCCUUUGGCCCAUGUCCUGCCAGGAGCUCAGCCACCAGUGCCCGGUGCUGGAGAAGGCUCGAGGGCUGGGAGGGCAGUGUAACCUGCUGGUGGAGGGUACAGUGGCCCUUGCUGGGUGGCCAGCAGCUUUGCCCAGGGUCAUACAUCUCCUCUGCGGUGUCUGUGUACCAAAGAUGCCUCUCUGUGAGUGGGAUUCAGUUCCUUGGGUUGUGCUGUCUAAUGGCCUGGCCUGAUGCCUGCAGAUGUACGUGUUGUUAACCUCCAGUUUGGUUUUAUCAAUGGGAUGGCUCUUCCAGGAAAAGUUAGUUAGCAGAAUCACAGCCUUAAUCGAUUUGGCACACAACAUGGGGAGGAGAAACAAAGGGGUAAAACCACUGAGGGAUUUGCCUGGAGUCAGGGUAGAAGCCUGCAGCAGAGCUGGGGGUUCUGUGUCCGAUGCCUGAUGUGCUCUGGCAGUCACAUUGCCAGUGGAAUAAAUUUACUGAUUAUGAAUAACCAGCAACGUGUUUUGCCACAAGCCACAUGAAUAACUCUUUAUGCCUGCAUGCUUAUUAGUGGAUCAGAAUUGUUUUUAGAAAUUAUUAAAAAAUUGUAUUUGCUGCUUACUGACUUUGAAAAUUAAUAAGCAGCGUAGACCUUCUUUAAUUGACUAACCACUGUAUUCUCUUCACAGUAUAUUUAGCAAGUCUAUGAGUGUUUGGUAGUUUCAUAGCAGUUUGUCUUUGUGUUCAUUCUCUGAUUUAUUCCCUGAGAAGUGCUGGUAGAAUCAGAUGACUUAAGUAGUUUUGGAAACUCGGCAACAAUUGUGGAUGCUUUUCGUAAUAAAGCCCAAAACCAAGAGGAAACCUCAGUAUUGACGCAGUGCUGGACUUGGUAUUUUGAUUAGUGCAUGCCCAUGGAGAAUGGAGCUACCAAAGAAUAUGUUCCUGUUCUGUAGGAAUUUUGACUUCCUGGGUAAAGGUGGUGUAUACUGCUGUGACUUUCUGUGUGAGUGGAAUGUUGACAUGAGGCUUGAAAUAAAUAUAAUCUACUAAUCACUGAGGUAAAAAUAAAAACGGUAUUGAUUUAUUUUUAUUUUUUUUUGUUUGUUUGAUUAGUUUUUGUUUUUGCUUUGGCAUGGUACUUGGAAAUUGAAAAUUUUUUCAGCUUCCUCUGAAGCUGACAUUGCUAUUACAUGGGUCAAGUGGUAACAGUAGUUAUUUUUCCUGUAUUGAUUCAAAGCUCAUUCAAAACAUGAUUCAACGCUUAUUGAACUCAGAGGAAAUAGUUUUGUUAUUGAAGACUAUGUUUGGGCUGUUUUUUUGAGUUAUAGGUCAUCAUUAUAGACUCAUUGGAUGAUGUGUUUAUUGCAUCAUGAAGUCUUAGGCUUGUGCCCACAACCACGUUAUCUGCCUACAAAACCAUGCAAACUAAGUAUGGAAGUGCUCUGAAGCAUCAGCCACUUCACCUCCUCCAGUUUAAUUCUGACUGCUAUACUGUAAGAAAAACAUCAGAUAUACUCAGUUGCUAAUAAACUUCCCUCAUAUCUGCACUAGACUGUCAUACUUCUGGAACCAUGCCUCUUUGCAUUUUCCACCAAUUUCUCUGUCUGAAGAUGAGGAUUUAAUUUUUUUUUAAUUUAUUUUAUUUUUAUUUUUUUAAAAUAUUUUAUUUGGCUUUCAUUUGCAUUCUCACUCUGGGGAAUGUAAAUUUAGUUGUCAUGUUGGUUUCCAUUUGAAGGAGGAAAGCAUUUACACAGAAUUAGUGUGUACCUUUGAACGCUCGCUUGUUUGACUGCGUGAUGCAUCUAUGCUGCUUCCCUGAACAAAAAUGGGAACAAAGUGGUUUAACUGUUUCUUCCUCAAAUGAAGGAUUGCUGCUCCCAUCUGAGAGCUGUCCAUCCUGCCCCAUGUUCAACCAUGCAGCCCUUUGGGAUGGUGUUGGCAGCUUUGGAGCUCCCCCCCAGAUGCAUCAUAAGCCGGUUCAAGUUCUUAUUUAAAACACCUGUCCAGAACAAACAAUAAAAACUCAUUUACUGAAGAUUGAAUGGAUAGAUUUGACUUAGUUUCUGAUCAGAAAAGUUGCAGCAAAUAAGUGGCAGUGAGUGGGGUCAAUGAGGCACUUUCCUUUUGGUCUUGCCAAACUAUUAAUUCAUCUCAAGAUGUAGCAUGAAAUAAAAUCCCAAGUAAUAUCCUAAGUAUUUGAUCAUAUAAUGGCUCCAGUAGGAUUAAUGCCUUAAGUAAACCUGAGCUGUCAGAGAUUCAAAGCAAUUUAGCAAGACUUAAAUAUAUGCCAAGAUGCAUCAGCCUUUGUUUUUGUGUAAACUAGAAGGAAAAGGCUUUGUGUUCUUUUAUCAGAGGCUUGUAUGGAUUGAAACUUGCACAGAUAUGCACUGGGCUUACUUUGAUAUCCAUGUUUUGUGUCUAAUUUAUUUUAGUUUUAUGGUUCCAAAGGAAUUAAAAUAGGAAUAGUGAUUUCUUGUAUCAAUACAGUCAAAGCUAUAGACUUUUCUAAGUAACAUUGUUCCCAAAAUGUUCCAAAUAACUUGUUUUUAGAGAAACUCAUGUAAUGCAUCAUCUAACUAAAAUUUUCAUUUAACUUGUAAAUUUGGGGACAACAUACAACAAAGGAAAUUGGUAUAAAUAUUAAAUUUUGAUUUUUAAUGGCCAUGUUAUCAAAUAAUUUUAAUGCUGUGAGUUAAUAAAUAAUAAUGUCCUUUUGUGGGGUAGGCACAUGUUAUCCAAUAAUUCUUUGCAGUGUAGAAACACUAAAGGAGUCAACUGCAGUCUUUAAAAUAGAAUGGGUCAUUGUAAUCAGUUUCUAUUUUGCUGCAUAAUUCACCUUGACUGUUUAAAGUAUCUUUGUAGUCAGUAAUUGGGAGAAGACUCCUUUUGCAUACCUACUCAUUUUUUUACUUCUGGAAUAGUAGUUGUUUAGUAAGUCAAAUAACUAAAUUACAAGAAGGUUCUUUCUAUACUUGGCUUAUGUUUUUAGUAGACUUCUUCCCUAAAUACAAGGUAACUUGUUUUUUCUCAAACUUGUUUUUAAUGUCUGGAAAUGGAAAGCUUUUUGAAAUAUCCAGCUGACAAAAAAAGAGUUAAGCUUUACCUACUUUCUCCAACGCCUUUUCCUUUCCAUUGAUGCAAGAAAAUGGUGAUGGUCUCAACUUGAGCGGGGGGGAUUUUCCAUCUGGUUUUCCAACCCAUUCUGUGUCGUGCAGUUUGCUGACCUGAAGAGCUUUAGCUGAAAGGUUCUGAAAAAAAGGAGUGGUGUUGGAUUGGGGAACGCUCCCUUUUAUUGCCUUUGCAAUACCUUCUGGUGUAUACAAAUAUAAAAGCAAUUAUUGAACAGCUGCUUUUUUUUCAACAUGAAAACCCAUUCUGAAUAAUCUCUCUGUGGUAUUUUUUGUGUUGUCUGUAUUAUAUAUAUGAAAAAUUCUUUUGCAGCUUUGAUUGACUUUCUUUCAUUUUUCUUUUCAGAGUGAAGGAAUUAGUUUUCUCGUCAUGACCUCAAACAACAGAGUACAACAUUCAAAGAAGCUGCUCGGCAUAUACCUUUUUGCUUAUUUGGUUUUGUUUUGGUUUUUUUUUUUGGUAACUGAAGCUGCUUAACGUUUACUUUUUAUUGUUGUUGUUUUUACUGUUGGUCCUAACAGUUGUUUAACUAUUGUGGGCUAAACUGUACAACAAAUCUGGGAGGAAGGGAAGGCAACCUGCCUAACUCAUUACCUGUCCAUGGCAUCUAUGUUAUCAUUUUGCUGCUGUUUUGACAGAAGUUGGAGAUGCUCUUUAAAUUGUAGGAACUGUUCUGCCGGCCUCUUUAACUAAUGGCCAAUGCCUUCAUUUUCUUUUUCUUCAAAGACAAACUGUAUUUAUUCUCUGGCAUAUUAGGGGAUUCUGUAACACCUGCUGAAGCAGCAAGAUCUGGUAUUUACUGGCAUAAUUUCAAGCCUACGACAGUACUACCUCAGUUCAAAGUAAAGCCGGAUUUGCAGCGUUGGUGUACGACAGGAACUCCUUUAUCUCUGUGCUGAGUUUCUCAAGAACGGUCGCCAGCCUUACUGAACUUGUAACUUGUACAGCUGCUGCUGCUGCUGGGUUUUGAAUCACUAGCUGCAGGGUUUACUUCUCAGACAAAGCCUGAGUAGGGCACUGAAAAGUCUAAAAUGGGAUGAAACUCUGUGAAUCAGACUUGGACAGAAGAUUCAGAGUAGUUAAAAAGUGUAAAAUGUGUAACUGAAGCAACAUAAGUUAAAAACAUCAAUCUGUAUUAGGGGUAUCUCUGUACCUUUGACACACUUGUUUAAUCCUCUCUAUGUAGGUGUUCAUGUAGGUACUUCAGAUUGCAAAAGCCUUUUCUUCUAUUUACAAGCUCACUUUUGUCAGCUAACUGUUCUUAGCUGCAUUUCUUGUAACCAAAAAUCCACAUAAGCAUGCUAGGAAUGCAGGGAUGAUAAUGGGUAUCGGGCAGAUUCAAGAGCUAAUGUUAACACAGUAUUAUCUUGCCAUCUAUAAAGUCCUGAUAUUUGCCUUUUACCAGGAAAGCACCAUUGUAGCUGCAGGCACUAUUACAGGGAAGAACCAUUGCAGUCACUUAUUCUGAGUUCUUUUCAAGGCUAACUGUGCAUCACGUUUCCAGUGGCCUGAAGAUCUGAGUAGUGUGGCAGCUACUGUCACAAAAGUCACAUACAACUGUUGCACCAGACUAGCAGAAUGUCAUGCCACCUUGCUUCUCCUUUGAUUGAAGUGUUUGUGUACAUUUUAAGGGUACCCCACCAGUGCCUGCUCUGAUAGACAUGCAAGUAUUACUAAGUUAUAAGUUAUGUGAAGCUUUCAUUUUCUUUCUUUUUUUUUUUCUUUUCUUUAAUCAUUGUGCUUGGUGGAACCCGUACUUCACUACUGACAAUGCAUUAUCUUCUUUUGGGAUUUUUUUUUUUCUUCUGAGGAAGACAAGAGUCAACAUCUUACAAAUACAAUGAACGGCAAUGCAGUCUUCCUGCUUACAUGCUGAAUUUUAGAACUGAGGAUUGUAUUACAAGACAAAGAUGAAUGUAAACUAAUUCCUUUCCUACUCCAUGGCACACUUUAUUUUUCAGUGUAAUUUUUGGGGUCUUAAAUCACAGCAAUGCAUAGGUUAAUACAAUAUUAGAUCUAAAAUCAAUUUAAAUAUCUGAUCUGAUUGAGUUUUUCUCUAAUACUAAUGCUAUAAAUGGUUCUAAGACAUUCUAAAAUGCUGCUUGUUAAAGUCUGGAACUAAAAAACAUGCAUACCUUUGACAUUUUCUGUCUGACCCCUCCCCACCCCCCACCAGCACUGAGUGUGGUACCUGCUGAAUUCAGUGUUUUGAACGCCUCUAUUUUCAAAUAUCCCUCUGUAUCAAUUAAGAAAUCAUGCCACUAAAACAAAUGGCUAAACUGCAUACAGCAACUUAAAAAAAAACCAACUUGGCAAAAUAAUAAAAUAUUCUCUAUCCUGUAUAUUUCACAAAGGCAUAUGCAAUACUUACAUUCUUAAUUUAGUUUACAGAAUGGAACCAAAAUGUAUAAAUGUUAUGUUUGCUAAAACUUCACAAUGUAUAUUGGGUCUUUGUACAUUUUGCCUGACUUACCUUAAAUUUAAAAUAUUUUUUGCUAUAUAACCUUAAUAGUUACUAAGCAGUGUUUUCUUUUUGGGUACGUAUUGUUUCUGGAUAUCAAGAUGUUAAAUAUAUUUCUUGCUAUUGUGAUAUGACAAGAGACUUAACUUAUCUUGCUGUGUCUUCCAAUGUACACGCUGUAUAUAAGGAUAAAUGUGAUGCUGCUGGAGACCAGAAUAAAUGGAACUAGAGUAGUGUAUUGUAUUUAGUCUGUAUUGAUCAUGGAUGCUCUCCUUAAUAGCCAUAUGCAAUAAAAUACGUUAUUUAUGAAAGGAG